AGCACCAAAACAGUAAUGAUAUGGGUGUUUUUGUUUUUGGUUUUUCUGGUCCAAGUCACUAUUUCUAAGUUGAAUCAGGUGCAUUGAAUUCCCCCCGUUGCUUUGAAAUUCAAGCGGUCGUUAGGUUAGGCAGCCGGAAAAAUUCAUAAACGUUUGCUGCUGGAUAACCAUAUCCCAAUGCAGACUUCCACCCUACGACCCUGAAAGUUUAGCUCUUUUUUACUUGGCUUCGAUAUAAUACAUAUAUAUAUAUAUAUAUAUAUAUAUAUAUAUGCAUGCACAUUGGAAUUUUAGCGACAGCUUUAUCACGGGUUGGAGCUGAAUGCACAGUGCAUUUAAUACGCACACCCCAUCCCUUUAAUUUUUUUCUCACAUUCCUAAAAUAAGGCUAUGUUUUAACGUGUCUCUCUAUGAAUAUACAUUGGUACGAUGUAAUCUGGUUUGAGAUUCCGUUCCUCAACGGUUUAAUAAAAUCCCAUGUAGCUUCUUUUGGUAGUUUGUAGUCUAGUAAAUAUAUCUUGAGGGAGUUUUGGGAAAGGUCAAGAGUUUUGUUCGAUCUUCUUCAUACUUAGUUGUUUUAAUGGUUGAUGUUGACCAUUUUUCUUCUUCAGUCAUAUUCAUUCACAAUGCUUACUGUAUUUGCAUGAAAGCUUUCAAUUUACAUAUCCUUUUUUAUUGGCUUUCCAACUGAGUUUUCAUGACCUGUUUUAGUCACUACAUUCUUCAAUAGUUUCUCUUGCCUCUUAUAGGUUGUUAGUUGCAGUUAGAGGAUAAGGCCGCGCUCAAAUUGCCCAACAAGUUUACAACCGAAAGAUCUCAUCUAUAAAUAGAUUUAUGAUAUCUGUAUUGCUUGUAAUGGGUUUCGUGUUGGAUAACCAAAUCAUUGCUCGGAUCAUGCCGGGCAUAUUGACAGUCUCUAUCCUGGUUGGGAUCUGCUUUGCGAAGGCUGUUCCUGCUAAUUUUGUUUUUGGGGAUUCCUUGGUUGAGGCUGGGAACAAUAACUACAUUCCAACACUCUCCAGGGCUAAUAUUAUUCCCAAUGGGAUUGAUUUUGGAAUGCCUACGGGAAGAUUCACAAAUGGAAGAACAAUUGCCGACAUCAUAGGUCAGGAAUUGGGUUUCAGAGACUUCACUCCUCCCUACUUGGCUCCCACUACAACAGGAUCUGUGGUUCUGCAGGGUGUCAAUUAUGCUUCAGGCGGGGGUGGUAUUCUUAAUCAGACUGGAAAGAUCUUUGGCGGUGGAAUCAACAUGGACGCACAGCUAGAUGAUUUUGCAAAUACCAGGCAAGAUAUAAUAGGGAGCAUCGGUGCUCCUGCGGCCCUGAACUUGUUUGGAACAGCUCUCUUCUCAGUCACAAUUGGCUCGAACGAUUUCAUCAAUAACUACCUAACACCAGUCAUUUCAACUGCUGAGCAGAAGCUGGUCCCUCCAGAAGUGUUUGUUGGCACCAUGAUUUCCAGAUACAGACUACAACUAACGAGACUCUAUGAUUUGGGAGCUAGAAAGAUUGUUGUGGCAAAUGUAGGACCUAUUGGGUGUAUACCAUAUCAGAGAGAUCUAAAUCCAACUGCAGGAGACAAUUGUGUCGAUUUUCCAAACCAUUUAGCUCAAUCAUUUAAUGCACAGCUGAAAAGCCUUAUCACAGACCUCAGCACAAAUCUUCUGGGAUCCAAAUUUGUCUAUGCAGAUGUCUACCACAUUGUAGCUGAUAUCCUUCAAAACUUCAUAUCAUAUGAUUUUGAGAAUGCCAAUUUCGCAUGCUGCAAUUUUAGUGGGAGAUAUGGGGGCUUGGUCCCAUGUGGUCCCUCAUCACAAGUUUGUACGGAUAGAUCAAAGUAUGUGUUCUGGGAUCCAUACCAUCCUACUGAUGCUGCCAAUGUCAUCAUUGCCAUGCGUCUCAUGGAUGGUGAUUCUAAUGACAUAACUCCGAUGAAUAUUAGGCAACUGGCAGAAUUGUGAUCUAAUGACUUAUUGGGACGGAUUCAGAGGAUAAUUGAGCAAGAUUUAGCAGGAGAUUUUGUACUGUUUGAAUGACAAUAAAAGGGCCAUCCUUUAUAGAAAUUUAUCAUAGUCGAAGUACCCCCAAGAAUAGUGAUUACCAAGCUUAUUAUAUCCAACACACAUCUUUCUCUGUUUCAAGUGGAAGUACAUGUUUGCCAUGGUUGUGUAGUUUUGGGC
This is a messenger RNA of Juglans microcarpa x Juglans regia, 2181 nucleotides long. RefSeq names its product GDSL esterase/lipase At4g16230-like. NCBI's taxonomy places the organism in Eukaryota, Viridiplantae, Streptophyta, Magnoliopsida, Fagales, Juglandaceae. The record is from RefSeq and is a predicted model, not a curated record. Gene Ontology annotation, molecular function: hydrolase activity, acting on ester bonds. The coding region runs from base 835 to 1962 and encodes 375 amino acids. The transcript is spliced from 5 exons.